AUGAGGGGUCUAGUGUUGUUUGCUGCUUUGUCUACCUUUGGUGUACUGUACCUGGCUUCGUGUCAAGAUAACUUUGGCCAGAUAUACUGCGGGCGGCGGCUAGCAUCAGCUCUGGCGCUGGUAUGCGAGGAGGCGCCGCAGACAGUGCUAGUAAAGAGGGCAAGGACGGGACCCAUGCUGCCGGCGUCGUGGCCCUGGUUGCCAGCGCAACGCGCGCGCUCUCUCCGCAGGAACAAGCGACAGGUGGUUGCUGAGUGCUGCGACAAGCCGUGCACUUUGGAUGAACUAAUGUCCUACUGCUGA
Papilio polytes (common Mormon) is the source of this 303-nucleotide messenger RNA. Its product is annotated as bombyxin A-2 homolog. Gene Ontology annotation, molecular function: hormone activity. The transcript has a single exon. Lineage: Eukaryota; Metazoa; Arthropoda; Insecta; Lepidoptera; Papilionidae. Bases 1 to 303 code for a protein of 100 amino acids. The record is from RefSeq and is a predicted model, not a curated record. Gene Ontology annotation, cellular component: extracellular region.